AUGGAUGAGGAGGAGGCCCCACCACCACCUUACGCCGCUGUCGAUCCGUUAGUCCCACCAGCGAAUAAUAGCAGCAACAGCACCUCCCAGCAGACGUCGGUACCCUUGCGCCAAAAUGUUGCAGAGCCCCCGGUAGCAGGGAGCUCCCGGAUCGCGGAACCCGGGCCCUCAAUAAGGCCUGCUAUUGUACCCACCCAUUUCACCUCCGCGGCGGCUUAUUUUGAGGAAAGGCCUCCAUCCGUGUUAGACGACAGUCGCAGUAUCUUGCACCACCAUGUCACAAUAUACCCGCGCAGUCAAUCGAAGGACUUCCCUCGGAGACCUCGUUGCUGGGCAUCUCGAUUAGAUGAGCUACCGCAACAGGACUGGGAUACUUUUCUAAGGUAUCUUUUCCCCCCGCAUCUAGGUCUGGCCGCAGCGUCGCACGAUUUGCCUCGUCAACUGAGAGCGGAGAUACAACGAGAUCGUAAAGAUCGGCCGCAAGAGUCGGACGAGCAGCGGCGUGCCCGUAUUAUGGCCGUGGUAGACGAAUGGAACGAAUGCUUUUUUGAGCCCCGUGCUCUACGUAUUGUUUUCAUCUAUAUCGGAGAGCCCGAUGCAGCUCCUACGUCUGCUUUAUGCCCACGCUGUUAUCCAGCUGCCACCAAAGCUACUCAAGGUAGCGGUUCCCCUGCGGUUCCUGCUGAACAGCAGAAUCCAUGGACCCCAAGUACCUCGUCUCCUGUUUCUCCUGCGCCAGGCCCCCACACUCAGCCACCAGCAGGCUGGCCCUUCCAACACAGCCCAUUCGGGAUCCCACCUGGUCCUACACCCUAUGGUGUGCCGUAUGGUAUGCCCCCUGGUCAAUUUCAUUCACCCCCUCCGCCACCGGGUACCGCUCCUUGGCAAUGGAACAAUUGGGGAUAUGCGCCGCCCCAAAACCAAAGCCCCGGUCCACCCAAGGGUGGCGCAAUGGGCUGGAUCUCGAAUCUCACGGCACAGGCACAGAAAUACGGCGAGCGUUUCGCAGAACAAGCCCAGCAUUAUGGCGAUCAAAUAAGUGCCCAGGCUAUGCAAUAUGGUCGACAAGUUGAGGAACACGCUUUAUCUCAUGGCCGGUGGAUGGAUGAUCAAGGUAGGUAUGGCCGGAAACCAAACCCUUACCCGCCAGCUGGAUACCCUUACCAGCCUGCCUGGGGCCCCGCCCAGACCAAUGGAGCUUUUUACAAUGCACCUACGCCCCCUUCAACAACUUCGCCAAUCGGACUUAAUCCCCAAAGCACAACAACUUCUCCGAGCCCCAGUGCCCAAGCUCCACCUCAGCCCCGACCCCAAGACAAUGAUCAACGUCCAAACCCAACACAACAUCAAAGCCAAGAUCAAAGUCAAAAGCAAAAGCAAAGACAAGAUACCAGCAAAGAGAUACCAUCCUUUGAGGGCACCCGCCGUGCAUCAGUUAGCUCCGCAACAUCUGAAUCCUCCCUCAGCUCUUUCAACUCUCUAUCUACCAAUUCCGAUCUUGAUGCCUCUGACCUAGAGAAAGUCCGUACCCAGCUCCAAUCUUUGAAUGACUGCCAUGAGCGAACGCUAUACGAUGCUGCAGCCGAUCUUCGCCACCAGCUUGAUGUGCUUCAAAUGUCCAGGCGUGAAGCCCGGGCCUCUGGUCGUCAAGGAUGGCGACAGGGACGUCUAAAUAACCAGAGCGACCCCAAUAGACGCGAUCAAAAUGACUGGGGUCGAUGGGACUCGCCAGAAGAAUCGAGACGCCAGGCUGAGGAGAAAAAGGCAUUGAAAGUCGAGCUACGUGCUACCAAGAAGGCUUUCCGAGAGGUGGUUCGCAGAGCUCGCCAGGAACAACACGACGCCAAGAAAUCACGACGAAAUCGCAGACGCCAAGAAAAGAACAAGAAAUCUAUUGAUGGCGGCAAGAAGAACCUGGAUACCUUGAUUGGAUCGACGGAGAAUCUGACUCUAAACCCCUCUAAGUCUACCGUUACGACUCGUGCUCAAACGGACCCUCUUGCUCAGUCGCCCAUUGCUCCAUUCAAAACUAAACCUAUGCGUGCUGAGACCAGUUCAAGCAUUAGCAGUGCCAGCUCAAUGCAUACACCUUCGUCCUCUCAAGCGAGCACGCAUGAUCGCCCUGGGGAGCUCCCCGAGCGCAAGGGGAAAUUAGGGACGCAGACAAGACUUCGAGACAAGUUGAAGCCUCGUUCCAAGAAACAGCAGCAAGUCCAACGGAGCUCCACUGAACCGAUUUCCAAAGACGAAGACUCGAAGGGUGACAAGUCAAGCUUGAAGAAAGGAAAAAGAUGA
Messenger RNA from Penicillium angulare, 2295 nucleotides. RefSeq lists its product as uncharacterized. The record is from RefSeq and is a predicted model, not a curated record. Lineage: Eukaryota; Fungi; Ascomycota; Eurotiomycetes; Eurotiales; Aspergillaceae. The coding region runs from base 1 to 2295 and encodes 764 amino acids. The transcript has a single exon.